AUGGCCUCGACAAAUCCCCCGUUGCUGCUGAGUGGAAGCGUUGCGCCGGUUACACCGGAAACGAGCACUCCGGCGGCGUUCUACAACUCCGGUCCUAAAAUCUGGGAAAAAGCUCUGAAUUACACAAUUUUGCAAGUCAACCUUGACAAUGUUGUUCAAGCGGCGAACAACGACAGCGGAGUCGGCGGUGACGGCGGCGUCGUCACGACAACGUUGCUCAGCGUUUUUAACGACACGAUGGCGGGAACGAUGGGGGCCAACAUCACGGGAUCUGCGACGAACGAUGCGUUACACACAAACCUCGAAUUCAUCCUGAUCGCGUUCAUGGGAGCGUUUUUCUCCAUAAUCACCAUCGUAGGCAACCUCAUGGUGAUGAUCAGCAUCAAGAUGGACAAGCAGCUUCAGACGAUAUCGAAUUACUUUCUCUUGAGUUUGGCGAUAGCCGAUUUCUCGAUAGGGAUCAUUUCGAUGCCCUUGUCGACGUACUACAUGCUCUACAACUACUGGUAUCUAGGUCCUUUCAUGUGUGACACCUGGCUAGCGUGGGACUACCUUACGAGUAAUGCGUCAGUGCUAAAUCUGUUGAUAAUUUCGUUCGAUAGAUAUUUUUCGGUGACGCGUCCGUUAACGUAUCGAGCGUUUCGCACAACGAGACGUUCCGCCCGUUGGAUUGCCAUUGCGUGGGUGAUAUCAUUGUUGUUGUGGCCUCCGUGGAUCUACGCCUGGCCGUACAUCGAGGGAAAACGAUCCGUGCCCGAAGGCCAAUGCUAUAUCCAGUUCUUCGAAACGAACAUUUACGUCACGUUCGGCACGGCGCUAGCCGCCUUCUACAUUCCAGUGUGUGUUAUGUGUAUACUCUACUGGCGGAUUUGGCAGGAAACCGAAAAACGUCAACGCGAUCUGACACAUCUCCAAGCGGGCAAGGGCAUGCCUUCGUCCAGUGGCUGCCGACGGAACAAGUCAGGCGAGCUGGCAGGAGGCGGUGGGGGCAACUUCAAUCAAUUAGACGCAGGAGGAGGGCUCGAUCACAAUAACAGAACAGCGAGCACCCUGUGUCUGGAAUCCGGUCGGUAUCUCCCAUCGUCUUCGCCACGCAGAAGCCUCAGGGACGUGCUUUUCGCUUGGUGUCGCAGCGACAAACUGCACGACGAUGACUCGUGUUCGAGCCACGGCUCGCCUAAUGCCCAAACACCGACCUCGGCAGAAACGCCCAUUAGAGCUGAUAGCAUGCAGUACAAGCCGCUACAGAACAUCCCUCUAACUGACAGGCAGCAUCAAACCUCGACCCGUUCGUUCUCGAGCGACUCGGUUUAUACGAUUCUCAUCCGACUGCCAACUCAGACGAGCGUCGAUCUCGACGGGGAAAUGUCCCAGGCUUCGAUCCGAAUGAUUCUCGAGGACGACGGUCCACCUCCGUGCCAAUCGACGAAACCGAUUCCUCGCAGCAAGUCGGCGUCGAGUAACGCGCCUUCACGCGAACCUCUCCUGCUGAACACGAAGCUCGUCGCUCAGCAGACGACUAAACGCCUGCCGAAGAAGAAACGGAAACAUCAGGAACGCAAAGCCGAAAGGAAGGCAGCCAAAACACUAUCUGCGAUUCUUCUGGCGUUCAUAGUGACUUGGACACCGUACAACGUUCUCGUGCUAAUCAAAACGCUCAGUCCAUGCGACGACGACAAUGACUGCAUACCCCAGGGUCUGUGGAACUUCGCCUAUUGUCUCUGUUACAUAAACAGCACAGUCAACCCCUUGUGCUACGCGUUAUGCAACGCCAAUUUCCGUCGGACGUACGUACGGAUUCUAACGUGUAAAUGGCGUACGAAAAAACAACGUCAUCGAGGUUACUUCAGCUAA
This is a messenger RNA of Galendromus occidentalis (western predatory mite), 1854 nucleotides long. RefSeq names its product muscarinic acetylcholine receptor DM1-like. The transcript has 2 exons. The record is from RefSeq and is a predicted model, not a curated record. Bases 1 to 1854 code for a protein of 617 amino acids. Gene Ontology annotation, biological process: chemical synaptic transmission; adenylate cyclase-inhibiting G protein-coupled acetylcholine receptor signaling pathway; G protein-coupled receptor signaling pathway, coupled to cyclic nucleotide second messenger. Gene Ontology annotation, cellular component: dendrite; plasma membrane; synapse. NCBI's taxonomy places the organism in Eukaryota, Metazoa, Arthropoda, Arachnida, Mesostigmata, Phytoseiidae. Gene Ontology annotation, molecular function: G protein-coupled acetylcholine receptor activity; G protein-coupled serotonin receptor activity.